UUUCCGGUAACGGUUGCUGUGUGAGUUUUCCAGGUGGGCGGGCGGACGGACGGAGUGAGGGCGUGAGUGUCUGUGUUCCCGGUGAGCCCAGCUAGUCCGGGGCCUCUGGCGAACAGGCCGGUUCCCCGGCACCAUCCAGCGCUGCAGUGGGCGGGAUUUCGCCUUCCGCGCUGCCUCCCUCGAUAUGGAUCCCCUGGGGGCCCGCUCCCCCACCGUCGACAUUCAGACCUUGCCGUGUUGGGCUCGUGGCCCGGAGCCGCUGCUGGAGACUGGGGUCGGCGGUGAGCUGCAGCCGGACACGUCCAUCUCCUCUCCUUUCCCUCACAGGAAAGAUAUUAACAACAAAGUUAUUCUCUGGAAGGGAGAUGUCACCUUGCUAAACUGCACAGCCAUUGUGAACACAAGUAAUGAAGUGCUGUCUGACAAAAACACUAUUAGUGAAAGUAUCCACUUACAUGCAGGACCAGACCUCAAGGAGGAGUUACAGAAAUUGAAAGGUUGUCGCACAGGAGAGGCGAAGAUGACCAAAGGCUUUAACUUAGCUGCAAGGUUUAUUAUCCAUACAGUUGGACCACGAUACAAUGCGAAGUACAGAACAGCCGCUGAAAGCUCCUUAUAUAGCUGCUACAGGAGUGUACUCCUAUUAGCCAGGGAGCAUUCAAUGUCAUCAGUAGGAUUGUGUGUCAUUAAUACACCAAAAAGAGGCUACCCUUUGGAGGAUGCUACCAAUAUUGCUUUGAGAACAGUUAGACGAUUUUUGGAGAAACAUGGAGACACUAUUGAGACUGUUGUUUUUGCAGUUACAGAUCUAGAAGAGGCCACAUACGUGAGGUUGAUGCCUCUUUAUUUUCCACGAUCUUUGGAGGAAGAAAAGAGGUCUCUACCAUUCCUCCCUGCCGAUGUAGGGAAUGCUGAAGGAGAGCCAGUCAUUGCCGAACGUCAGAUCCGUAUAUUGGACAAACCAGGCAUUCCUUCUCAUGAAGAUGAAUCUGAUGAGGAACACCUUGAGCUAGAGUAUAUUGGAACACAUGCAUUUGCUAAGAUGGAAGGAGAUAUUGAUAAACAGAGGCGGCUGAUUCUUCAAGGGCAAAUGUCUGAAGCAGCAGUUCAAAAAGCACAUCAACGAAACUAUAACCGGUGGUUGUGCAGAGCGAGAGCAGAUGACCUGUCGGGUGUUGCUUCAUUAAAAGCAUUAUAUCAAACUGGAUAUGAUAAAUGUGGACGUACAGUGGUGGUGAUCGUAGGAAGGAAUAUUCCUGUAACUCUAAUAGACCCAGAUAAGGCUCUACUGUAUUUUAUUCAUAUUAUGGACCACAUUGCUGCAAGAGAGUUUGUCUUGGUGUAUUUUCAUACUUUGACCAGUGAACACAACCAUCCUGACUCAGAGUUCAUCAAGAAAUUGUACGACAUUGUUGAUGUAAAGUACAAGAAAAACAUGAAGGCAUUUUACUUUGUGCACCCAACAUUUCGGUCUAAGGUGAUGACCUGGAUGUUCACAACCUUUUCUGUCUCUGGGUUAAAGGACAAAGUUCAUCAUGUUGAGAGCCUACCUCAGUUGUUUACGUUUAUUUCCCCAGAACAGAUUGAUAUUCCACCCUUCGUGUUAGAAUAUGAUGCUAGGGUUAAUGGACCUUACCAAUAUUCAUGCCCGUCCUCUCCCGACCUAUGAAAAAUCAGCAUGUCAUUGGUUUCUACAUCCAGUUUGUAUCAGGAAUUGGAUGUUCUAAAUGGAUGUUGAUAUUCAGGAGGCCUUUCUUCCUCAAUUUUUUCGAAAUUUUUGAAGAGUAGCAAUCAACUUACAAUUGCACAGCAGUUGCCUUUAGAAUGCAAAUAUUUUACUAUUUUUGUUUAAUUUUUAGAAUCAUGUGUUUUGAAUUCUGAUACAUGUGUUAUUGAUUCCACUAGCUAAGGCUUGUCAAUAUAGUCAAAAUCCUGGAAGAGUAUGGUGGAGGCUUAACUUUGUUCUGAGGAUUUGCAUUGUGAAUUUGAGAUAAAAGUGUAGAACUGAGGGAACACAGCAGGCCAGACAGCAUCAGAAAAACAGGAAAGCUGACGUUUGGGAUCAGGAUCCUUUUUCAUUUUCUGAAGAAGGGUCCUGACGCACAAUGUCAGCUGUCCUGUUUCUCUGAUACUGCCUGGCAUGCUGUGUUUCGCCAUUCCAUACUUCUGACUUCAGCAUCUGCAGUUCUUGCGGUAUCAUUAUGAAUUUAUACAUUUUAUUACUUUUAAAAUUUGUGCCUGGUAGUGUAAAAUAUAUAAUAAACCUUUGAUAUAUACAACAUUUAUCUGAGUGCAGGAUAAAUAAUAUUUUGACAUUUUGUUAGGACAUAGAAUAUUUUUUCAUCAGUUUUUAGUAAUGAUAACUUACAAAUGACUUAAAAGUAUAUGUAAUUAUUCGAAGCCUAAAACAACCACAUCAAGCUAUGCCUGAAUUGGAAAAGAAAUGAAGUGAAUUAAUCUGUAAUCAUAAAUAUCUCUGCUCAGUUGUAAUGUAAACAACUGAAGCUAAAGUGAAUGUCCUGCAAAAUUAAGGUCAGCAGUUAUCUGUACGCUAACGUUUUAGUGUGGUAAAGUAAUCUUCCAUUUCUCACACUUCCUCACAUUUUACACUGCAAAUUGCAAAGGCAAUUAUUCAGCCUUGAGACACAUUAAUACAUUGGUAAAUAAACAAAGUCAGAAUUAACUUUUUGGGAAAAUGUAUAAAGAUUUCACUACUGGAAAGUUUCAUCUAUAUUUAGUCAUUCCUGCUCAAAACAGUUAAUCUAGUAUAUGAUAGUCUUUAUUUCAUGAGUGAUUGUCAGUAAGUUUUGACUUUGUGGAUUGUUUCCCAGACAAUUCCUAGAUAAAAUUGCAUUGAAUAAUUUUGCUGUGCAACAAGACAUUAAUACUCAACUUUUUUAUUGUAUUGUCUUACAAUUCUUUCAAAAUAGUUACUUUAACAGUUUUUGAGUGGCAUUCAAAUCUUAAAUUAUUGAACUGCAGUUGCAGCUGCUUAACAGUAGGCACUAUUACCUGUAUUAAACACAAUGCACAGUAACUUUUAUUUGCACAAUGAUGCCUCAUUUUAAAUCUUUGAUUCACAGCAUAUUUAGAAAGGAGAAAUCUAAAAUGCCUCAGGUACUUUAUCUUCAGGAGUUUAGUUACUAUGAAGCAUAAUCAAAACAUGCUGCAUAGUUUAAAUUGUUCACUGAUUUUCGAGCAUAAAGUUAAAUGCUCAGUGCCAGGUUUGAAUUCAUUCCUGGCUGGUAGGAUGAAAGUCCAUGCUACAUCCUUUCAGCUGACUACUGGGCAGAACUUAGUCGCAUAAAAUAAAUUAGGUACUCAUUUUGGAGCUUAGUUUCUUAAGUCACUCAGAACAAAAUGGUUCUGCAAGUUUCACACUGUUCAACAAGAAGCUCAAAUAAAAUUAGGUUUAAGAUGCAUUGUUUCUGACCAGAGGACAUUUUUUGUCUAAAGAUUUAGAGGAAGUCUUCUAAAACUUAAAUAGCAUCAUACUGUUCAGAGGAUUGAAAAUGUGUUUUAUUUUGUUAUUCCAAUCAACAGCUAAAUUUGUCCCAUCCAUGUUGUAAAUAUCCUUUGUUUACAAUACAACUGCAAAUACAUAUGUAAAAUUAGUGAACCACUGUAAAUUAAGAGCAUUUAUUUUAUCUUUUGUAUAUUGAAUAUUUUAACUUCUGUUAUGGUAAUGUUUCCACUUUGUUAAUUUAAGAUCGUACAUUUGUUUUAUGGUCGCUUUAAACUUAAAAUAAGCUAUUCUGUGCUGAAGCAGUUUGAAAUUGAGGGCCUUGUUCCUUUCUUUUAGAUAAUAGUAGUUGGUUCUUUUGGGUUGGAAAAUGAAUUGUGUUGCUCUGAGGUUGUGAUUCAUCGUUUUCAUUGAAGAACAUAAAACAGGCCAAUGAAUGUGAUUUUGCAUGAUGGCCAGUAUCAACUUUUCAGUUGAGUGGAAUUCCUCCUGCCUCUCUGGGAAAGAGUUUUUUUUUUUAAAAAAGGUCCCUUCUCAACUCUGAGACAAUUUUGUAUUUUAAUUUGUAAUUGUAAACAAUUUUGAUGCCAACAUGUCUCCAAGUGUACUGACAGUUGUGGCUUUGAGUAAGUGUGUUUCUCCUAAUUUGAAAAGCACAAAUAAUGUGCAUUUUUUUGAGGUAAUAUAAUCAGUAAUAUUCUUGGCAGUAAAUCCUGACAGUUCUAGUUUGUGAUUCUAUGUAUUUUAGGUUUUUUUCCCAUUUUAAGAGGAACUUGGUCUUUCCUUUAAUAUAAAUCUUAAUAUAAACAUUUUUGCUGAAUUAGGAGUGAACUGCAAACAGUGGAAAGUCCAAAAGAUGGAUGUUCUUUGUUUAAUCACUUACUGCUUAAUGCACAACCUUUAUACAAAAAUGUACAAAAAGCUCAGCAUGUUUUUUAAAAAAAUUCAUAGUUUAAUUCAUUUAGCCAAUCUUCACACUAACUGUUAAUUGCUCUGUACAUUUAUCCAAAUUUGAAAUGUCUUUUUUUCCACUUAAUGUGUUUGCACCACUAUCGAAAUAUAUUCUAACACUGAAGUAGAAUCUUAUCUUGUGCAUUAUAUGAGGGAGCUAUUACCUCAAAGGAGCAUUAAUUUCCAAUUUCUUUUCAAAGUCAAAGAUAUUACUAUGGGAUAUCACCCUUUCAGGAAAGGGCAAAGAGAACAAUUACUUUGAGAAUAGUGAGCCUUGAGGAAUGGGGAAAAAUCAAUUGUUCAAAGUACAGACUAAUAUUUUAAUGUCUUAAACUCUAAAUACUAUACAAAUUAUUUUCAGUGGCACACCUUCAAAAUAUGCAUUUGAAUAAAAAGCAGAGAAGUUUGUUUAAAUUGUAGUCGUUAUCACAAUUUUGAUGCAAUUCAAAGUAUCCUAAAACAACUGACAUUCAGCAGCAAAUUUGUUCAUUGCAAACGUUACAGAAUAUGAGCUGCUUAAAUUCAAAGAGGAUACUCUCACUGGUCAUAAUAUGAUUGUUGACUUUGAUUCUGCAUUGUAAAAUAAUAGUCAUUCACUUGAUAUGCUUAACAAGAUUGAACUGUUUCACUUUCUCCCCCAUGAUACUUGGAAACAUCUUGCUGCUUUCUUUAGCAUUCAUUUGGAAGGAGAGGACAAUUGUUCAGCAGUAUGGAAAAGAACUGGUUCACCUACUUAGACCUAGCCAAAUGCUGUUUGUGCCAAAAAGUUUGAAUCUACAAUCAGUGUUGUAUGGUGAACAAUACUGAUGCCAGGUCACUUACAUAUGCAAAGUCGUACUUACACAUGCAAGCCUCUUCCUUUUAUUUGUCAGUUUAAAUAUUUAAUGCUUGGAGUUAAACCUCACUCACUAAUACAUCUCAUGGCUCCCCACAAUUGUUCAUGUAUAUGUGUAUUAGUUUUGCUUUCAUUUGUGUUAAAAUUGGUUUCACUUCAUGUUUCUUUUGGCAAGUACCAAUGCAUUCAUCUUGUAUUUUAGAGAUUAAAAACUUGUUCUAUAUGGGCAGAAAGUUUUAUUUUAAGUUAAUAAAACACUUAUCAAUCAUAUAUAAACAGUUGUUUUUCUUUAAAGUAUGUAGAUGUGUGCUCACUGCAAGGGAAUUAAAUGUUAUUGGGGUAAAUUAGGAAUAUGGACUUGAGGUUAUGGUCAUUGCCUAUGAUCUUAUUAAAGAAUGAAGCAGGUUCAAUAGGCCAAUAGUCUGUCUUAUUUUCAAUUUCCUAUUUCUGGUUACCCAAUUAAUUCUCAAUUUGCAUGUCCCGCAUGAAUCAUUUCAAAAAUUUGAAUCCAGAUUCUAGCGGACCCAAAGUUUGGGAUGUCAUCCACAUAGCCGACCCAAAACCAACGGUACACCCACGGGAUCUCCGAUAUCAGGGUUCUUAGCAGAGGCAGUAAUGCAGAGACUCGAACAAACAACUCUGCCAAUCAUCCAGCCCAAACUUUGGGUCCGCUAUGUGGGUGACACCUUUGUCAUCACUAAACAAAACAAAUUAGAGGAAACAUUCAAGACCAUCAAUAAUACCCUUACUGGCAUAACAUUCACAAAAGAAUAGCUAGUGCUAUUCGGGUGGAUUUAAACUAGCUCAGAAAGGGGAUGGGAAACUGAGGUGUAGUUCCAGUACACAGGAGGAAGAGAGUAGGAAGGAAGGAUCUCACUGUCACAGGAGUGUGCUGGCAGACAGCAAGCUGGUUUGAAGUGUGUCUACUUCAACAACAGGAGUAUCCGGAAUAAGGUAGGUGAGCUUGCAACUUGGAUAGGUACCUGAGACUUCAAUGUUGUGGCCAUUUCGGAGACAUGGAUAGAGCAGGGUCAGGAAUGGAUGUUGCAGGUUCCAGGGUUUAGAUCUUUCAUUAAGAUCAGGGAAGGUGGUAAGAGAGGGGGAGGUGCGGCUUUGUUAAUCAAGGACAGUAUGACGGUGGCUGAAAGAACUUUUGAUGCGGACUCGUCUACUGAGGUGGUAUGGGCUGAGGUCAGAAACGGGAAAGGAGAGGUCACACUGCUGGGAGUUUUUUAUAGGCCUCCGCAAAGUUCCAGGGAUGUGGGGCGAGAGGAUCGGCAAAACUAUUCUGGGCAGGAGUGAAAAGAACAGGGUGGUCAUUAUGGGAGACUUUAACUUCCCCAACAUUGGCUGGAAAUGCUAUAACUCUAGUACGUUGGAUGGAUCAGUUUUUGUCCAAUGUGUGCAGGAGGGUUUCCUGACACAGUAUGUCGAAGGGGUGACAAGGGGGGAGGCCACGCUAGAUCUGGUAUUUGGUAAUGAACCAGGCCAGGUGUUUGAUUUACUGGUAGGUGAACACUUUGGACAGAGUGACCAUAAUUCGAUUAUGUUUACUUUAGCAAUGGAAAGGGAUAGGAACAUGCCACAGGCCAAGAGUUAUAGAUGGGGGAAGGGCAAUUAUAAUGCAAUUAGGCAAGACGUAGGAGGCAUAGAAUGGAUUAGCAAAAUGCAGGGGAUGGGGACGAUUGAAAUGCGGAGUUGGUUUAAUGAACAGAUAUUGAGUGUCCUUGAUAGGUCUGUCCCUGUCAGGCAGGGAGGAAGCGAUAAGGGAACCAUGGGUUACUAAAGAAAUUGUAUCUCUUGUUAAGUGGAAGAGGGAGGCUUAUGUGACGAUGAGACGAGAUGGUUCAGAUGAGGCGAUGGAGAGUUACAGAUUAGCUAGGAAGGAAUUAAAGAGAGAGUGAAGAAGAUCAAGGAGGGGACAUGAGCAGACAUUAGCAGGUAGAAUAAAGGAGAACCCUAUAGCUUCCUAUAGGUAUGUGAGGAAUAAGAGGAUGACCAGGGUAGGAAUAGGGCCAGUCAAAGACAGAAGUUGGAAGUUGUGUGUGGACCCUGUGGAGAUCAGAGAGGUGCUAAACAAAUAUUUCUCAUCUGUUUUCACUGAGUAACAGAAAAAUAUUGUAGAGGAGAUGACUGAGUUACGGUCUACUAGAAUUGAAAGGAUUAAGGUUAGUAAGGAGGAGGGGUUAUCAAUUCGAGAAGGUGUAAAGGUGGAUAAAUACCUUGGGCCGGAUGGGAUUUUUCAGAGGAUUGUCUAGGAAGCUAGGGAGGAGGUGGUGGAGCCUUUGGCCUUGAUCUUUGAGUCCUCAUUGUCUACAGGCUUAGUACCAGAGGACUGGAGGAUUGCAAAUGUUGUGCCUUUGUUCAAGAAGGGCAGUAGGGAUGACCCAGGUAAUUAUAGACCUAUGAGCCUUACGUCUGUUGUAGGAAAAAUUUUGGAAAGGAUUAUAAGAGAUAGUGUUUAUAAUCAUCUAGCAAGCAACAAUUUCAUUGGAGAUAGUCAGCAUGGAUUUGUCAAGGGGCAGGUCGUGUCUCACAAACCUCUGAGUUUUUUGAGAAGGUGACCAAGCAUGUGGAUGAGGGUAGGGCAGUUGCCGUGGUGUACAUGGGCUUCAGUAAAGCCUUUGAUCAGGUUCCACAUGGUAGGCUAUUGGAGAAAAUACAGAGGCAUGGGAUUGAGGGAGAUUUAGCAGUUUGGAUGAGAAACUGGCUUUCUGUAAGAAGGCAACGAGUGGUGGUUUAUGGAAAAUAUUCAGCCUGGAGUCUGGUUACUAGUGGUGUACCCCAAGGAUCUGUUUUGGGUCCACUGCUGUUUGUCAUUUUUAUAAAUGACCUAGAUGCAGGCAUAGGUGGAUGGGUUAGUAAGUUUGCAGAUGACACUAAAGUCGGUGGAGUGGUGGACAGUGUGAAAGAAUGUUGCAGGAAGACUUGGAUAAACUGCAGCAUUGAACUGAAAGGUGGCAAAUGGAGUUUAAUGCGGAUAAAUGUGAGGUGAUUCACUUAGCGAAGAAUAAUAGGAAGGCAGAAUACUGGGUCAAUGGAAAGAUUCUUGUUAGUGUGGAUGUGCAGAGGGAUCUUGGUGUCCAUGUACAUAGAUCCCUGAAAGUUGCCACCCAGGUUGACAGUGCUGUUUAGAAGGCUUAUGGUGUGUUAGGUUUUAUUGGUAGCGGGAUUGAGUUCUGGAGCCGUGAUGUCAUGAUGCAAUUGUACAAAACACUAGUGUGGCCUCAUUUGGAAUAUUGUGUGCAGUCCUGAUCGCCCCAUUACAGGAAGGAUGUGGAAACAUUGGAAAAGGUGCAGAGGAGAUUUACCAGUUUGUUGACUGGUCUGGAGCGAAGGCCUUAUGAAGAAAGGUUGAAGGACUUGGGUCUGUUCUCAUUGGAGAGAAGAAGGCUAAGAGGGGGAUUUAAUAGAGACAUACAAGAUGAUCAGAGGAUUAGAUAGGGUGGACAGCGAGAGCCUUUUUCCGAGGAUGACGACGUUAGCUUAUACAAGGGGGCAUAGCUACAAAUUGAGGGGUGAUAGAUUUAAGACAGAUGUCAGAGGCAGGUUCUUUACUCGGAGAGUGGUAAGGGCGUGGAACGCUCUGCCUGGCAAUGUAGUUAACUCAGCCACAUUAGGGGCAUUUAAACAGUCUUUGGAUAAGCAUAUGGAUGAUGAUGGGAUAGUGUAGGGGGAAUAGCUUAGAUUAACUCACAGGUUGGCCCAAAAUCGAGGGCCGAAGGGCCCGUUCUGUGCCGUAUUGUUCUAUGUUCUAAACUAAACUAAUCCCACCUGGCCCAUUUCACUCCAAACCUUUCCUAGCCAUGUAUGUAUCCAAAUGUCUUUUAAACAUCGUAAUUGCGCCCAUAUCCACCACUUCCUCAGCAAGUUCAUUCCUCCAGUGAAACAUCCUCAGUGUAAAAAAUCUGUCCCUCAUGACUUUUUUAAAUCUGUCCCCUUGUCCUGAAAUUCUCCAUCCUAGGGACAUGACAACUACCAUUAACUCUACCUCUACCCCUUAAUAUUUUAUACAAUUCUAUCAGGAUGCUGCUCAACCUUCUAUUCUCCAGUCAAAAAUGUCCCACCAUAUCCAACCUUUCUUUAUAACUCAAACCUUCCAUACCCAGCAACAUCCUGAUAAAUCUCUUCUGAACCCUCUCCAGCUUGAUAAUAUUCUUUCUGUAACAAGGUGACCAGAACUAUACGCAGCGUUCCAAAAAUGGCCUCACCAAUUUCCUGUAGAACCUCAACACAACUUCCCAACUCCUACAGCCAAAGGACGGAGCAGUGAAAGCAAGUGUGCCAGACACUUUUUUAACCAUCCUGUCUAUGUGUGACACAGACUUCAAAGAAUCAUGCACCUGCAUUCUAAGUCCCUCUGUUCUACAAGACUACCUAAAACCCUACCAUUAAUUGUAUAAGCCCUAUCCUUGUUACCAAAAUGCAACACCUAGCAUUUAUCCAGAUUGAACUCCAUCUGCCAUUUUUCAGUCCAUUGACCCAUUUGAUCAAGAUCCUUUUGCAAUCUUAGAAAACCUUCUUAACUGUCUACUAUGCCACCAAUUUUGGUGUCAUCUGCAAACUUAUUAACCAUUCCUCCUAUUAACUCAUCCAAAUUGUUCACAUAAAUGACAAACAAAAGAGGACCCAGAAGCAUUCCCUCUGGAAUACCACUGGUCACAGGCCUCCACUCCAAAAAGCAACCCUCCACCGUUACUCUCUGUCAAUUAUGUAUCCAAUUGGCAAGUUCAGACUGAAUCAGAUGUGACCUAACUUUACUAAUAUUGUGAGCAAUUUUGGGCCCAUACCUCAGGAAGAAUGUAUUGGCCUUGAAGUGGGUCAAGAGAAGGUUCAGAAUAAUAAUCCAAGGAAAGGACGGCUUAAGAUAUGAGGAAAGUUUAAGGACUCUGGGUCCAUACUCGAUGAAAUUUAGAAAGAUGAGGAGGAGAUCUAAUUGAAACUUACAGAAUACUGAAUGGCCUGAACAGAGUGGACAUUGGGGAGAUGUUUCCAUUGGUUGGAGAGACUAGGACCUGAGGACACAGCCUUAGAGUAAAGGGAAGACCCUUUAAAAUUCUUCAACCAGAUAUUGGUGAAUCCAUGGAAUUCAUUGUUACAGAAGGGUGUGGAGGCCAGGUCAUUGAGUAUAUGUAAGACAGAAAUAGAUAAGUUCUUGAUUGUCAAAGGAGAUCAAGGGUUAUGGGAAGAAAGCGGGAGAAUGAGGUUGAGAAAUAUAUCAGCCAUGAUUGAAUGGUGGAGCAGACUCGAUGGGCUGAAUGGCCCAAUUUCUGCUCCUAUGUCUUAUAGUCUUAUGGUCUAAUUAGUCUAUCAUGCAGAACCUUGUCAAAGACUUUAUUAAAAUCCAAAUAAACAACAUCUACAGCUCUGCCAUCAUCAAUCUUAUUGGUAAUUUCCUCAAAAGUUUGUGAGACAAGAUUUUCCUCAUUCAAAACCAUGCUGACUAUCUCUAAUCAAUUUGGUUGAGUUGCAUUUUGGUUCAGUUGCCAAUGUCUGAUCACUGCCCUUCGAAGCAUCUAUUUGAUGUAAUUUCAACAGAUUAUUUCUUUGUUUUGAGUUCUGCCAUGAGUCUAGGCAGCCCACGUAAACUUUCCACUGGCUGCGGAGAUAUUAGGAACUGCAGAUGCUGGAGAAUCUGAGAUAACAAGGUGUAGAGCUGGAUGAACACAGCAGGCCAAGCAGCAUCAGAGGAGCAGGAAAGCUGACAUUUCGGGCAAAGACCUUUCCUCAGAAAUCCUGAAAUUCUGAAGAAGGGUCUAGUCUUCCUGCUCCCCUGAUGCUGCUUGGCCUGCUGUGGUCAUCCAGCUCUGCACCUUGUUAUCCCUUUCUACUGGCUGUCCCUUGAUCAGUCAGUUGAUCAUGAUUUGUUGCUGGACUGGCGUUUUGAACACUGAUUGCUUCUGGACCAAUGAUCUGGCAAAUAUAUGAUUCUGGAUCAGUUAUUCUCUUACAAUUAAUGGAAUUCUUACUGAAUUCUUAAGGAAGUUAAGGACUAAAAAUGCGUGCUGACUCAAAAGUAAGGCAUGUUGAUUGAAAACUACAUACUCAUUUUCACCUGUCUUGUUCUGCACCAUAACUUGCAGCAUUUCUAUACUGCUGACAGUUACUCCACUCACCUCAUGAAGUAUCAUAUCUGUAGGCUGGGCCACCUGCUUCUUCUACCAGAAUAACUGGUCUGAAAAGAUGAUGGCCUUGGCAUUAGUAUCAAUCUUAAAUUCAGGAGGCUAUCUAUUGAUGCAAACAUGUUCUGUGAAUGCAUUUAGAUUAUCAAUUUCCCCCAUGGAGACUUUGUUAUCUUUUCUAAAGCAAUAAUACCAUAUCACGUUUUUCCAUGUGUAACCUUCCCCUUUUCUGCAGCUUAGUAACUCUGUGUAUUUAGUGUUUGAUAACUGCUGCACUUUGUGUUUGAUUUGGAGUUAUAGCUGAAUCUUAAGAACUGUUGCUUCCUUAAUGUCCAAUCUAUGUAGUCCCCUCACAGGACUUGAAUCUGCUGGGAUUAUGUAUUUCCACUUUGUCCCUCAAUAUUCUGACUAAUUUAUUACAAUAAAGCUGAUUUACAUCUACUUAAUUGCUUAAAUUUCACUGCUUCUUAAUGUGUAUUGUAUUCACUA
Molecule: messenger RNA, 11860 nt
Organism: Stegostoma tigrinum
Lineage: Eukaryota; Metazoa; Chordata; Chondrichthyes; Orectolobiformes; Stegostomatidae
Gene: gdap2
Product: ganglioside induced differentiation associated protein 2
Exons: 13
Coding region: 185-1669 (494 amino acids)
Source: RefSeq, a predicted model, not a curated record